This is a messenger RNA of Macrosiphum euphorbiae (potato aphid), 1428 nucleotides long. The record is from the annotation of a GenBank genome assembly. NCBI's taxonomy places the organism in Eukaryota, Metazoa, Arthropoda, Insecta, Hemiptera, Aphididae.
AUGUCCAAUAAAAUUGACAUUGACGGGGACAAUGCCGACAAAAACUAUGGCGCCAUGUCGACAUUGGCACAAGUUUGCGCCACCAUAGCACAGAGUUUCUUAUUAGUGGGAUUGGGCAUGGAAUUAACGAUGUCAACCAUUGUAAUUCAAGAUUUGUACAACAACCCAAAAAGUGAAUUCUCAUUGACAACGGAUCAAGUAUCGUGGUACGGAAGUAUAUUAUUUGUAUUUCAUCCGACCGGGAGUUUUCUAUCGGGAUUCCUGCAGGAAAGAUUCGGAAGGAAACGGUGCAUGGUUUUAGCCAACGUGCCCAGUAUUUUUGGAUGGAUAAUGUUAUAUUACACACACUCGGUGGUUUCACUUUACGCGUCCACCGUGCUGAUGGGAUUGAGCAUAGGAUUCAGCGAAGCACCGAUAUUGUCGUACGUAGGUGAAAUAACCGAACCUAGGCACAGGGGAACGAUGGCUUCGUUGGCGUCAACAGCGGGCAUGAUAGGGAUGUUGUUGAUUUACAUUUUGGGAUAUUUUUUCGAAUGGAGAACCGUCGCAUUGCUGAGCACGCUUUGUCCAAUCACGUGCAUAUGCCUCGUUGUGUUGAUUCCGGAGUCUCCGUUAUGGUUGAUCGCCAAUGGGAAACACGAAAAGGCUAAAAAGUCCCUUUGUUGGUUAAGAGGAUGGGUGAAACCCGAAAUGGUCAAAACCGAACUCCUAGAACUCAUUCGGUAUAAUGAAGUGUCUGGAGCUCGAAAUUGCAAGGUCAACGUUGAAAAAAACAAUAUAUCUUCGAAAUUAGCCCAACUCAUGGAUCCGUCCGUUUAUAGACCGUUCAGAUUAGUGAUGAUUGUUUUUUUUAUUUCCUACAUAGUCUGCCUUUUACCUAGCAAACCGUAUUUUAGCCAAAUAAUGAACGAAGUUGGUUUAUCUGAAGAUCGAAGUUUGUUGUUUGUUAUUUUCGCUGUGCUACAGAUCAUCGGAUGCAUAAUACUAGUUUUAUCUGUCAAACACCUGGGAAAAAGAUUUUUGGCUGUAAUGUCAGUUUCGAUAAAUACUAUUUUGUUAAUUUUAUUUGGUCUAUACAUCAUGGCAUUGAAAAAUGGUUACACCGAAUCAACUCCUUGGAUUCCCACAAUGAUAUUAAGCGGAAUAUCUUUGUUCGGAACUUCUAUCAGCACUUUACCUUGGAUGUUGGUUAGCGAAAUCUUUCCUAACAAAAGCCGAGGAGUUGCAGCUGGAUCAUGUGCAGCUUUAUCGUAUUUAUUAAUGUUCAUACUAACAAAAUCAUAUUUGAUAGUUGAAAUUAAUUUAACCUUGGAGUACACUAUGCUUCUAUUUGGUGGCAUUGGGAUUUUUGGAUUGGUCUACUUGUAUUUUUACUUGCCAGAAACUGAAAAAAAAACGCUAUUAGAAAUCGAAGAAUAUUUCAAAUAA